This is a messenger RNA of Durotheca rogersii, 1548 nucleotides long. Its product is annotated as Maf1 regulator-domain-containing protein. Gene Ontology annotation, molecular function: RNA polymerase III core binding; clathrin-cargo adaptor activity. NCBI's taxonomy places the organism in Eukaryota, Fungi, Ascomycota, Sordariomycetes, Xylariales, Xylariaceae. The coding region runs from base 1 to 1548 and encodes 515 amino acids. Gene Ontology annotation, biological process: vesicle-mediated transport; negative regulation of transcription by RNA polymerase III. Gene Ontology annotation, cellular component: AP-1 adaptor complex; nucleus. The record is from RefSeq and is a predicted model, not a curated record. The transcript is spliced from 5 exons.
AUGGCCAUCAACUACUUGAUCCUGCUCUCCCGGCAGGGCAAAGUGCGCCUGGCUAAAUGGUUCACCACCCUGUCCCCUAAGGACAAGGCCAAGAUUGUCAAGGACGUGUCCCAACUGGUCCUUGCCAGGCGAACCCGCAUGUGCAACUUUCUCGAGUACAAAGAUACCAAGAUUGUCUACCGCCGCUACGCCUCCCUAUUCUUCAUCGCUGGCUGCUCGUCCGACGACAAUGAAUUGAUUACCCUCGAGAUCAUCCACCGAUACGUCGAGCAGAUGGACAAGUACUACGGCAACGUCUGCGAGCUCGAUAUCAUCUUCUCCUUCACCAAAGCGUACUACAUCCUGGACGAGAUUCUACUUGCAGGGGAGCUCCAGGAGAGCAGUAAGAAGAACGUGCUGCGCUGCAUAGGCCAGCAGGAUUCGCUCGAAGAUAUGGAGUUUCUACCGCUUCGCGACUUCGACGUUAUCACGUCGUCCCUCAAUUUUAGCACGGCCGAAUGCCGUGUCAAGGGCGGAUGUGAUCUGUACACGACGAAAGCGGCCGGCUCCGACAAGAAACUCUACAAGACGAUUGAAACCAACCUCGAGUCCCAACAUGCCGCCCUCAUCAAGUUUGGUGCGUCGCUGUCGCCGCCGCAGCGCAAAGAGAUGGCCGCGUCUCUCAACUUGUCACGCUCCAGUCCCUUUGGCCCGCUCAGCGAAAUCUCGAGUCGGCGCACCUUCGCCUACCUAAUUGCGACGCUAAAUGCAAGCCACCCCGAUUACGAUUUCUCCCACGUCUUGCGUCCGACGGACUUCCGUCGCGAGCGCGACCUGCGCAAGGUAAUGGCCAACAUCGAUAGCACCCUCAAUAGCGUACGCCCUCUCGGCACCUCGCUCCUUUCUCCCAACCCCGUCUCUUCCUAUCGCGCAUAUGGCAGCCCUCCUUCGGCCAACGCGGUCGUAGGGGAUGCCGCUCUCAGUAGUCCCCCGUGGGGCCCGCACAUGUGGACCAUGAUUGACAAGGAGAUGACGCUGAAGGACUGCACCGCCUUCUCGUACCAGCCCAUCGAGGAUCCCUUCGACGGCGACGAGUCGGCGAUCUGGCGCAUGCACUAUUUCUUUUUCAACAAGAAUAAGAAGCGAGUCGCGUAUUUGUACGUUAGGGGUCUACCGAUCGUGGUCAGCUCGCCUGCGCUCGCGCCCCACCACCUCCGGCGAGGCAGUAGUGGUGGUCUGUCGAAGCGACACGCCGCGCCGCUGCCUGGCAGCCUCGGCGCGAACAAGCGCGCCAAGUUCUGGCUAGGCGACCAGCUCGCGGAUCGGAUAAUACCCGAUGACGACGAAUACUAUGACGACGACGACGACGUUGUCCUGUGGGACCCGGAAGACGACGUCGAGAUCGACCCGCUCAACGACCCGUCAACGGAGGAGGAAGAGGAAGAGGACAGCGAACAGUACGACGACGGUUACGGCGACGACGACGACGAUGAAGGUGAGGACGAGGAGAGGACAGCGCACUCCGUCAGGGGCGUAAGUGAGGAUAUCGCGGCGAGAAUGGAGAUGUAA